AUGUCAGAUGAAAUCAUGAGUCAGUGUCACUUCAGCUACAUGGACGAAAGCAUACCAAUAAGCCUGGAAGAACUAGGA
Molecule: messenger RNA, 78 nt
Organism: Macrosiphum euphorbiae (potato aphid)
Lineage: Eukaryota; Metazoa; Arthropoda; Insecta; Hemiptera; Aphididae
Source: the annotation of a GenBank genome assembly